Molecule: messenger RNA, 2848 nt
Organism: Phacochoerus africanus (Common warthog)
Lineage: Eukaryota; Metazoa; Chordata; Mammalia; Artiodactyla; Suidae
Gene: RNF4
Product: ring finger protein 4
Exons: 8
Coding region: 315-887 (190 amino acids)
Biological process (GO): positive regulation of transcription by RNA polymerase II
Molecular function (GO): transcription factor binding; zinc ion binding
Source: RefSeq, a predicted model, not a curated record
GGACACGAAGAACAGACUUGUGGUUGCCGAGGGGGUGGAAAGGACUGGAGUUUGGAGUUACUACAUGCAGACUGUUGUGUUUGGAGUGGAUAAGCAGUGAGAUCCUGCUGUACAGCACAGGGAACUAUAUCCAGUCACUCGCGAUGGAGCCCGAUGGAGGAGAAUGACUUGAAGAUACUGGAAAUCUGUGUGGCUCCAAGUUCCCGUGCUAGCGAGAGAAUGUGUACCCAGCAGGCAUGACAGGCUGAGGCAUUCGGUUUUCCUGCCGACCCUGGCACAGAUCGCUUCUCUGCUGGUUGGAGCCAAAGAGCACAAUGAGCACGAGAAAGCGUCGUGGCGGGGCAGUAAAUUCUAGACAAGCCCAGAAGCGAACUCGAGAAUCACCCUCCACCCCUGAGAUGGCCUUGGAGGCAGAACCUAUAGAACUUGUGGAGAGUGCUGGAGACGAAAUAGUGGACCUCACCUGUGAAUCUUUAGAGCCCGUGGUGGUGGACCUGACGCACAAUGACUCUGUUGUGAUUGUUGAAGAAGGGAGGCGGCCAAGGAGGAAUGCGAGGAGGCUGCGCCAGGACCACGCCGACAGCUGUGUGGUGAGCAGUGAUGACGAGGAGCUGUCCAGGGACAGAGACGUCUAUGUGACCACCCAGACCCCCCGAAAUGCCAGGGAAGAGGCAGCUACAGGACUCAGGCCCUCUGGCACCGUCAGUUGUCCGAUCUGCAUGGACGGGUACUCAGAGAUUGUGCAGAACGGACGUCUCAUCGUUUCCACAGAAUGCGGCCAUGUCUUCUGUAGCCAGUGCCUCCGCGAUUCCCUUAAGAACGCUAACACUUGCCCAACUUGCAGGAAAAAGAUCAACCACAAACGAUACCACCCCAUUUAUAUAUGAAGUGUCGCGAGCUGCUCAGGAGAGUCGGAUGGACAGACAGAGCCUGGCUGGGUUCGCCACGUGGCCUUAUGUGGGUUCUCUGCCUCCAGUUUCUUGAGCGCAAAAAGACUGAUUUCAAAAUCAGCGUCUGAUAUGUAACUGCUCUCUUGUUUCCACCCCCCUUAGAUCCUUCCUUUGCCUCUAGUUUGAUGCUGUGGAGCUGGAGCUGGAGCCAGAGCCCUCCCCGGCCAGGGUCUACACCUGCUCCUCUGGGUGGUCUGGUUCCAGGAUAGGAGAGAGGGAGGGGGGCCCGUGGGAAUGAACGCCGUGGUUCCAGCCUCCGUCCAGAACCCGCACAUUUGCUGUGACGUUUGCCUCAGCUUCCUGCUGGCAGCGUCGUGGAGGGGCUGGCCCAGGUCGGAGAGCAAGCCGCUCCGCCAGCUCCCGUGGGCGUGCUACCUCGUCCCAGGCAUCUGCCCACCCCAGUGACCAAGGCAGACAAGGUCCAUCCGGCGCGAGGAUCCCAAGUGCAGCACGGCCCGGAGCGACCAGCCGCUGGACUCUUUCUUCCCUUGAGAGUCAGAGGUCACCGUGAUUCCACCUGCAGUGAUCAGGGGUUUCUGCAGCUCUCAAGGCCCUCUGCAGGCGAUCUGUUUUCUAAGAACGAAAUGUGCAAUAAAGCCCGUUCUUUGCCUACUUUUCAGCAGCCAGGAGAUGUGGCACUGUUAGUGUCCCUCGGAGGCCUCGCGUCGCCUGUGGAGCAGUGCCCAUCUUGCCCCGUCCUGUUCGCCACCUGUUCUCAGGAACUUCACCCGUGCCCGAGUUUCCCUGGCACAGGCCGUGUAAGGUCCCUGGGUAGGCGCGUGGUCGGGUGUCCUCUUCUGAUAAAACCCACCUGUGUUUACCACAUGCCCUCUGGGCCUCAGCUCCCACUGCCUCGUGUCUACUCAAGCAUAGACCCUGGGCGGUGGUGGCCGUAAUUGUGGCCUUAUUAGCCGCCAGUGUCCAUGCUGUCGCCCAAGUCACAACUGCCCUGCGUCUCAGAGCUCGGCUCUCCAGACCUGAACGGGCACCUCCCCCACCAGCUGACAUUCAUUUCAGAAGCUGCUCUUCUGGCCUUGAGCCUUGGGCUGUGCUUGCUCCAUAGGUUGAGUUGGCAAAGUAUGGGCCCCUCCUCCCCGGGGCCGGAUUACACCCUCUGCUCAGCUCCAGCGUGUGAGGCUCUGGUCCUUCAGGAGGCGGCAGGGUGGCCCGAGGCACAGGGCUCGGGGCUGGCUCCCCAGGGGAGAGGCCUCGUCUCGUGCCUGCCGCCUCCACCUCCACACCCUCCUUCCUCAGAGGGCUCUGGGCCAAAUCAACAGCCCUUUGCGUGUCGCGUUUUCGCGGUGGAAGGGGCCUCCUCUGGCUUUGCAAUAACGGGCCUUCAGCUUAUCCUGGAGGAGCAAGGACUCGGCACAGAAUUCACUUUAAACGGGGCUAAAGGAGUGUCCCUCUAUGAAAGAAAGUUGUUUUAUUCUUCAUUCUGACCUAACUGCCGUGCAUUUGAUGAAAGAAAUAUUUUCUACUUGGAGUCGAGGGCGAGACCUGAGUUCUCAUCACUGUGAUGUGUCGUGUCUGCCCUUGGAUUGGACACCAUUGCCCCUGGGUUCCUUCUGGGCUCCACAGAGCGCUCUUCAUGUUCUAACAGUACCCAGACUUCAGGAGCCCAGACAGCCACCCAGUCAAAACCGCUUAUGUUUUUUGCUUACGAACAAAUGGUUGGAUCAUAACAAUUGUAUUCCUUCAUACUAAAUUAACUUGGGAAAAAAUGUUUAGUUUCUACAUAUUCAGAAACUGCAAAAUAGGAAAGGGUCGGUAUGGAAAAUCCUCAGUGUACAUAGUUCAAAUCUUUGUUACAUUUAAACUAUAUCCAUGUAUGUCUCUCUGUUUUGGACUCCUCUGCUAGUGUUACAGGUGGAAAUAAACCAUUAAUUGGAACCAGG